AUGGGUGGCCAAAUAUCCAAGGUGAUGGGCAAGAUCUUCGGAUCCAAGGAGAUGCGCCUCCUCAUGCUCGGCCUCGACGCCGCCGGCAAGACCACCAUCCUCUACAAGCUCAAGCUCGGCCAGGACGUCACCACCAUUCCCACCGUCGGCUUCAACGUCGAGACGGUCACGUACAAGAACGUCAAGUUCAACGUUUGGGAUGUGGGCGGCCAGGACAAGAUCCGCCCCCUGUGGAGGCAUUACUUUUCGGGCACCCAAGGCCUCAUCUUCGUCAUUGACUCGGCCGACCGCAACCGCAUCGAGGAGGCGCGCCAGGAGCUGCACCGCAUCAUCAACGACCGAGAGAUGAAGGACAGCCUGCUGCUCGUCUUCGCCAACAAGCAGGACCUCAAGGAGGCCAUGAAGCCCCAGGAGGUGACCGAGGCCCUGCAGCUCGCCCGCCUCAAGGACAAGGUCUGGUACGUGGUGCCCAGCUGCGCCACCACGGGCGAGGGCCUGCUCGAGGGCCUGGCCUGGCUGUCGAACAACGUCAAGUCGCAGCCCGCCCCGGUCAAGAAGUGA
Messenger RNA from Purpureocillium lilacinum, 561 nucleotides. RefSeq names its product ADP-ribosylation factor, Arf Arf6. Lineage: Eukaryota; Fungi; Ascomycota; Sordariomycetes; Hypocreales; Ophiocordycipitaceae. Gene Ontology annotation, molecular function: GTP binding; GTPase activity. Gene Ontology annotation, biological process: intracellular protein transport; vesicle-mediated transport. Gene Ontology annotation, cellular component: cytoplasm. The record is from RefSeq and is a predicted model, not a curated record.